Trichobilharzia szidati is the source of this 2289-nucleotide messenger RNA. The record is from the annotation of a GenBank genome assembly. Lineage: Eukaryota; Metazoa; Platyhelminthes; Trematoda; Strigeidida; Schistosomatidae.
AUGGAAGAAGACGAGGAAUUUUUAAGUGGUCGUGCAAGACGUUUUGUUUUAGGCUCAACAUUAAUACGUGAUGCAUGUGCAUCAAGACUGGAAAUUAAAUUUAAACAAGAUCUGCUCUCUGUACAAAUGUAUGAACGGUAUUAUAGUAAACCGUAUAUUGCAUUAUAUUAUUUUUUAACUGUACUCAAUCUAUUAACAAUUAUUAUUGAAUAUCCACCAAAUAUAUGGAUAAAUGAUAAACCAAUACCUUAUUAUAUCCCAUUAAUAAUUAAUUUAUUCUGUGAAGGUUAUUUCUAUUAUCGAUGGUAUAUCAUAUAUGCUAUUUCUGAAAAGGAGAAAUUAAAACGUAAUAUUUCCUCGAUAAUGACAAUUACAAUAUUAAUUACAAUGACAAUUGAUGCUAUUGUUUAUAUAUUAUUUAGUGAAUUAAAUAUCGGGAAACCAGUAAGAUGGUCAAGAGCACUACGACCUGUACUGCUGUUAACUUUUCCAGAGAAUAGAAGAUUACGUGCUGCUUUUUAUAAUCUACGACGUACAUUAAUUGAUGUAUUACCUGUAUUUGGUUUAUUUGGUGCAUGUUUAAUAUUUAUAUCAAUUGUUACCUUGGCAUUAAUUGGUGAUAAAAAAUUAACCUAUCCUGAUGGAAGUAUGUAUUUCAAUGAUUUCAAUGAUGUUCUAUGGCAAUUCUAUGUGCUAACAACAACAUCAAAUUCACCAGAUGUCAUUGUACCAGCUUAUGAAUAUAAUAAUUUUUAUAUAUUUAUCUAUGUAUUCAUAUGUACACUAUGUAAUUGGUUAUUUAUGGGGAUAUUAACAGCUUCAGUGUAUAAUUCAUAUAAAGCACAUUUAGGUGAAUUUGUUGUUAAAACAGUUAUGAAACGUAAAGAAAAACUAGAUGAAGCGUUUAAUUUAGUAUCUACAAUGACACCAGACGGUGGACAAGGUGUUAGUCAAGGCACAUUUCUACGUUUAAUGCGUAUUGUUAAACCACAAAGAAGUGAAGAUUCCAUGAAAGUGAUAUUUCAUGUAUUAGAUAAAAAUAAAUCUGGAUAUUUAGGUAAACAAGAAUUUGAACGUCUCUCAGAAUAUAUGCAAGCAAAAUUUGAAGAAAUUGAAUUAAGUCGUGCUUAUUUUAGUACAUAUAUAUCAAAAUUUUAUGAUACAUAUACAUCGCCUAGAUUUCAAUUGAUUGUAUAUUAUAUUGAACAUAAUAUUACUAAAUUAUUUUUCACCUGUUUAAUUAUUGCUAAUGCACUUACAAUUAUUCUAUUUCAUUCAUAUCCACAAUUUCAAGAAAUUAUUGAAUCUAUAUUUACAAUAUGCUUUAUUUUUGAAUUAAUUGUUAAUUAUUUAGCUUGUGGUGGAGUGAAAUUUUUCAAUGAUGGUUGGAAUUUAUUUGAUUGUAUUAUUGUCUUUGGUGCAUUAAUUGGACAGGUGUUUCAGCUAAUAUUUUAUUCUUUCGGCAUUUAUUUGCCUGGUUCUAUUAUACAAAUUUUUCUCUUAUUACGUUUAUUUCGUUUACUUAAAGUAUUUAGUGUUGUACCACAAUUUCGUGUUGUUAUUAAUUGUAUUCUAACUAUCCUACCAUCAUUAGCUGCUUAUACUGCAAUCUUAUUAAUAUUAUUCUAUAUAUUUUCAUGUAUUGCUAUGGAAUUAUUCGGUUUAUUGUAUAUACCGCCAGUAAAUUAUAAUUAUACAAUAGAUACAACAUGUAAUAAUCCAUAUUUAUUAAAUAGUGAAUUUGUUGAAUGGCAUUAUUGUACAUUUAAUUUUAAUAGUGCAUUAGAUUCCUUUUUAUUAUUAUUAAUUAUUGUAGUUGGUAAUAAUUGGCAUAUAUUUGUUGAUGGUUUCUCAGAUAUCACAACAAAAUGGAGUAGAUUAUUUUUUAUUAUUAUACAUUGGAUAUGUGUAUUACUUGUUUUAAAUGUUGUUCUGGCUUUUAUUAUUGAAGCAUUUUUAAUUGAAUAUGAUUCACAACAAAGUAAAUUUGAAUUAUAUAUUAAUGAACGUUUAAAUGAUUUAGAAAUGAAUGCUGAUACAGAAUUAAAAAAACGUGGUCUGCAAAAUUAUCGUAAAGCAAGAUUUAUUAUGUCUAAAAAGAUAUUAGAUGAAGCAGCAUUACCUGAUCGUAGUACAAAUAAAGUAUUCUAUUUAAAAACAGAUAAUACAUCAAUUGAAAUAUUAAUGUUUAGAAUGUUUGAAAAAGAAAUUGAAGAAUUAGUUAAUAAUUUAAAUAGUCGAAUGGAAGCGCCAAGAAUUAGAGCACAUGAUCCACUUCGGAAUAUAUAA